AUGAUAAAGCUCGUCCUGGACUGCCUCCUGCUCCUGCCCCUGCUGCUCAUCUUCCUCCUGGAGUCUCUCCUCAAGUCCUUCAUCCCCAAGAAGAGGAAGUCGGUGGCGGGAGAAGUCGUCCUGAUUACGGGAGCCGGGCACGGCAUCGGGAGGCUGACCGCCUAUGAGUUUGCCAAGCUGAAAAGCAAGCUGGUGCUGUGGGACAUCAAUAAGCAUGGCAUUGAGGAAACAGCGGCUGAAUGCAGGAAACUGGGUGCGCAGGCACAUGCCUUUGUGGUAGACUGCAGCAACCGAGAAGAUAUUUACAGCUCGGCGAAGAAGGUGAAGACAGAAGUUGGAGAUGUUAGUAUUCUGGUAAAUAACGCCGGUGUGGUUUAUACAGCCGAUUUGUUUGCUACACAAGACCCUCAAAUUGAAAAGACUUUUGAGGUUAAUGUACUUGCACAUUUCUGGACCACCAAGGCAUUUCUUCCAGCGAUGAUGAGGAGUAAUCACGGCCAUAUUGUCACUGUGGCUUCAGCAGCUGGGCAUACUACAGUUCCCUUUUUAAUGGCUUAUUGCUCCAGCAAGUUUGCUGCUGUGGGAUUCCACAGAGCUUUGACUGAAGAACUGGCGGCCUUGGGAAGAACUGGAGUCAAAACCUCAUGUCUCUGCCCUAAUUUCAUAAACACCGGCUUCAUCAAAAACCCAAGCACCAGUUUGGGACCCACCCUGGAACCUGAGGAGGUGGUGAGCAAGCUGAUGAAGGGAGUUCUGACUGAGCAGAAGAUGAUUUUUGUUCCAUCUACGGUAAAGCUUUUAACUGUGGUGGAGAGGAUGUUUCCUGAGCGUUUCCUGUCAGUUUUAAAACGGAAGAUCGAUGUUAAGUUUGAUGCAGUUAUUGGAUAUAAAAGUAAAGGAGAAUAA
This is a messenger RNA of Pipistrellus nathusii (Nathusius's pipistrelle), 906 nucleotides long. Lineage: Eukaryota; Metazoa; Chordata; Mammalia; Chiroptera; Vespertilionidae. The record is from the annotation of a GenBank genome assembly.